AUGGAAGAGUUUACUUCAGUACUUUCCAUCAAUCCUGAUGGACUGAUCGACCCGAAGCUUAUUCAUGUGCUAUGGGGUGUUAGUAAGGACUUUGGCGCGAACGGAGUGCGACUAGGUGUGGUUAUUUCCCAAGACAACGGCGACUUGCUUGAAUCGAUCAGAGGGAUCGGGCAGUUCAGUUCGAUUUCGGGCUUCGCGGACUACCUGACGACAACCAUCCUCGAAGACGAAGACUUCGUGGACCGAUAUAUCAAGGAAAACCGCGAAAAGCUUGCUGCAGCCUACAACUAUGUUGUCACCUUCUUGGAUGACCACGGAAUACCCUAUGCAAGAGGGUCGAACGCGGGGUUCUUUGUCUGGUGUGAUCUAUUAACAGCUUAUCUAAGAAUCCAACCCAACAGUCCACCUGAUGACAGCGACUCUGCCAAGCGGAACAGAGGUAGGGAGCUGGCAGAAAAGUUGGCACCGCAUAGAGAGCAUCUUGGAGUUGGCAAUGACUUUGGUAGUGAGCAGUCCGGGUGGUUCCGCAUUACCUUUUCUCAACACCGUGCUCAACUCGAUGAGGGGCUGAAACGAAUUGUCAAAAGCCUUCGCUCUCAGGAGCUUGGGUAA
Aspergillus bombycis is the source of this 612-nucleotide messenger RNA. Its product is annotated as putative aspartate aminotransferase. The record is from RefSeq and is a predicted model, not a curated record. The coding region runs from base 1 to 612 and encodes 203 amino acids. The transcript has a single exon. NCBI's taxonomy places the organism in Eukaryota, Fungi, Ascomycota, Eurotiomycetes, Eurotiales, Aspergillaceae. Gene Ontology annotation, biological process: biosynthetic process; amino acid metabolic process. Gene Ontology annotation, molecular function: pyridoxal phosphate binding; transaminase activity.